CUCUCCGCGGCUCACAGCUGAGCGGUGUAUAGAGGCGGCCAGUCCGUGGACAGGGUGGACUAGUAGCGAGUGAGCGCUCGUCGAGCGAGCGUCGUUGCGUCGUUGCGUCGUCGAGCGAUAAUGACGUCUCGUGGUCGACGGUCAACCGCCGGAUCUUUGAGUAUCGUGUGUACAAGCGCGUGGUGAACCGACAGGACGCGGCGCGCGUCUAUCGCGGCUCGGCACACAGUUCGCGUCCCGCUGGGAAAAAGUGAGUGUCGCCGCGCCGAUCGUCGAGUCGUCGGACACGGUGGCAGCGUCUUGGGACCCGCAGUGGAGACCACAACGCUCGGAUCCAGAGGGAGGAUCGGUCAGCGUUUAGAUCGGUUCGGAGGAUCGUUGCUCGACGCUCGGAGCGUUCGAUCGGAGUUUACCGGAUCGAUCGACGAUAGGGGAUCGGGCGUUCGAGAGUUUAGGGGAUCGGCCAAGGUCGAGAUCGAUCGCUCAGAGGAUUGAUCAACAGUCACCGGAGCGUCAGCUGUUAUCGCGAUCGAUGAGUUGUCACCACUGCCGCCCUCCUCGUCGCGUCUCGCGCUUCUGCCCGCUGUUUCCGGUCGUUCGUUCUUCAGGGGAAACUGAGGUGACCGAGGGAGGAAGAGGUUGGAGGAAGGGACAAGGAGAAGGAGCAAGGAGCGUCUCCUCGGUGUUCGCCAAGCGUCCCAGCUUCUUUGAGAGGGGGAGUCCGAGAUCGAGAUCGAAGCGCGCGCGCCCGUCCGCGCGAAAUUCGCUCGGUACAAAGGACGUUGCUGGAAAGGACCUGGACAGGAGGAUCCUCCGCUAAAGUGUGUAGUGUGAAAGUGAGGUGGCGGCGAGUUUACCUCGGGCCCAGGAGACGAAAAUGGUGCCGCAACAGCAAGACAGCCCCUCCAGUUCGGGGAUACCUAUGUUCGGAUCGUUGCUCGUGGAUAAAAAUUCGACGACACCCUAUUCGGACGCUACGCAGACGAAGAAGAACAACCCGAACCACAUAAAGAGGCCGAUGAACGCGUUCAUGGUGUGGUCGCAGAUCGAGCGGCGGAAGAUAUGCGAGAUCCAGCCGGACAUGCACAACGCAGAGAUCAGCAAGCGGCUGGGCAGGCGAUGGAAAACGCUGGACGAGGCGGAGAGGCGGCCGUUCAUCGAGGAGGCCGAGAGGCUGAGGCAGCUGCACAUGAUGGAGUACCCGGACUACAAGUACCGGCCCAGGAAGAAGACCUCGAAGCCGGCCGCCUCCGCGAGCCCGAAAUCGAAGGAGGGCGGUACAAAGAAACCGAGGAAAUCGUUGUCGUCCGCGUCGAGCGUGGCCCCGUCGUCGGCUCUCGGUCUAUCCCCGACGAAAGGUCUGGGUCAGCCGCGCAACGACACCAACAACAAUAUGCAAACGAACGGUGCUGGUGGUGGUGGUGGUGGUGGUAGUGGUGGUACUGGUAGUGCUAGUGGUGGUGCUGCCGCCGCUGCCGGUGUCACCGGAGGCGGCGCGAUGGUGGUCGGAGCGACGGUGAAGAGAUUGCAGCCGCAAUCGAACGGUGGCAAGCCAAUCUCCCGGCUGAAGGUCAGAUUGGCGCUGGACAAGAGACCUCCGCUCGAUUACACCCCUACCCCUCCCAUCGUCACCGCCAAGAUACCGAGCAGUCCUUCCUGCGUCGCGCCCGACUCGCCGGAGUCGGCCAGCUUCUACGAAGACAGUUUCCUCGAUUGCUCCGUGAGGCUGACCGCCGGCGCGUCCACCUCCAGCCGCGCCUCGUCCCGUUCGAUCGCGAACGAGAUCAGCGAUAUCAAGCGGGAGACCGACCUCGAGAUGGAGUACGAGACGACCUUCGAGCCGAAAGACCGGCUGCUCUCGUCGGUGGGCCGGCCGAUCGGGCCGGACGCCACAGCGACCGGCUCCGGCAGCAUCGGCAGCAACGUCGCGUUCCCUUCCUCCGUCGAGGAGCUGAUCUCGGAGAGGAGUUUUCGGGGCAGAUGCCAGCUGGACCGUUGCUCGAGCUUCCUGGUCAAGGAGGAACCGGUCGAGCCCGAAGCGGACAUGGACAUGGGACCGGAACCGGACGAUCCCGAGCAGGAUUCCGAGGCUCUGACGCCGGUAUCGUUGGCCGACCGGUCGAGGCCCUCGUCGAGCAACGCUUCCGGGAUACCCUCGAUGUCCAGGAGCUCGAUGGACGACGGCUGCUCGAUCGGCGCGACGACGACGGCCACCACCACCGUCGUCUCCGCCGCGUCGCUGGUGAAGCUGGAGGAGUCGCAGAACAAUCCCAGUCUAGCCGAUCUCUACUCGCUGACGGACCUGCUGCAGAUACAGCCGUCCGACUUCAAGAUCGACCUCGACAUGGAGACGAUCACCACCGACCUGGACACCUUCGAGACCGCCAGCUCGAGCAGCGGAUCGCACUUCGAGUUCUCCUGCACGCCAGACGUAACGGACAUGCUGUCGACGAUCGGCGUCGGCAACGAUUGGGUCACCUUCUGAGGAACGGGCGGCGAGGAUCGGUUCGCGUGCGCCGGGACGCGACAGUUUUCUAUACGCGUGGCGUCUCGAUUAACCGGGUAACUCUACUAGAUCUCGAUCGUUCAGGGUCUUGGCUGGAUUGGUGCUCGAUCGAUCGUUCGCGGUGGUUCGAGGAGGCGGUCGAGUCGGUUCGCUCCGCGGGAUGCGACGCGUUCGAUCGCGAAUAACGGAUUUUACUUGUAUCGUUACGGGUGUAGCUUUAACCUACCGAACACGCGGAAUCGUUGCGGUUGUUGUCGUAUCGCGACGUCCGCGGAACCAAUAGGAUCAUUCGUUAUUCCCGGUCGCCUUUGACGAUGGAAGUUCGAGGAAUUCGGGAGCCGAUCGAGCCGACGGGGAUCAUGUAUUAUAGAAUCGAAUUCGACGAACAGAUUUUCCAGAAUUAUCAUCUCGAGAUCGACCUGGGCCAGUCGCCCGUGAACGGAGCCGGUUAAUCGAGGCUCCACGAUGCUCUGUUUAAAGUUUCGAUCUCGAUUCUGCCCUCUUUCUACUCGUUUUGUACCUAGAUGAACCGUGACGAGGAGUAUCGAGCUUCGGUAACGACGCGAGCCUCUUUGUACAUCUACUGUAGCAUAUUAGGAUUACUAUUUUUUUCUACUCUAUUAACUAGGCUUAAGGUUAACCCGAUCGUGCAACGAACGAUCGUCGCGAACGCGUCUCGCCUCGUUCCACGACCAUUCGUUCUUCGAUGUGUAUAUCCGUAGAAACAUGUGUAGUAAUAUAUACAUUAUACGUACAUAUAUCCAUGCAUAUACAUGCUUACACACACAUAUACAUACAUACGUACACACAAACACACACGUACAGACACGUGGACGAACACAUUCACGCGUAUACGCACGCGUGCGUUCAUAAAUCGAUAGAAGAGUUGGCGUUAAGCCGAGACAUCAACGCAACGCCUCGUGGACCCGUGGGUUAAGGCUUGAUUCACACCGACGGACAACCGUGCGGUCGGAGCAGGAUCAAGGAUUUCGUAUUCAACGACCGAGAGUAAUCUAAUAUUCGCGGUAAAUGUUUCUUUCGGUUCUGUACGAUCGAGAAAGAAAUGUCUUCUAAUGCACUUACUCUAAACGAAACGGUUCGGUUUGGAACCGAGGAUUUCAUUUCAGGAAGACAUCUUUCGUUCGAAUGUCGUAUUUUUCACUUGACUAUCUCUUCAUUUUCAAGGUUAUCGAUUCAUGUGUUUCCAAGGUUACUCAUUCAUCUCUUUAACCGUUUCAGUGCCAAACAUUUGUCGCGUUCAAUCAAAUGACUGAGAGUCGCCUCUCGAGUGCAAACGGUUCAACACUGUGACGAAGACGCGAUCGCACUUGGCACUCGAACGGUUAAAUAAUCAGUCGGUCAUCUGCUCGAAGUUAUUCGUAUCUUAACACUAUGCCGUCCGCACGCGCUAUGAGGAUUCUUUAGUUUGCCUCCGGUAGGACUCGUUCAAAUCUUUCCACCUUUUCGCGUGAUAAAACGUCAUGUUUCACUAAUCUCAGUAGUUCUCAGUCUUGUCCCUUUUCACAGAAUUUCAAACCAUACAGUUUCUUGUAAAAAACACGAAACUUGAUAAUAUGAUCGUAUUGCAGCCUGCAACUUGUUGCCUUGAACAGAACGUAAACAACAAUGUUGCGUGAUAGCUUUGCACGCGACAUUAACGUGCUGCCACCGACGUUUGUCUGAAAAUUUCUCAUCAACGUGGUGCCACCGACAUUUGUCUGAAAAUUGUUCACCAACGCGAAGGCGCCACUUGUCUGAAAAUUCCUCACCAACACAAAGGCACCACCGGACGGCAUAUCGUUAAGCCGAUGAUCAUUCCCCCGACUCGACCGCACAGUUGACCGCCAUUGUGAAUCAGGCGUGAACUGUUUCGCCCCGAAUUCGCGAGCAUCUUUCUUCCGUGUGGGAAGCGGCACGGCGAAAGCACGAGCCACGCGACAUCGGCCGCG
Molecule: messenger RNA, 4455 nt
Organism: Nomia melanderi (Alkali bee)
Lineage: Eukaryota; Metazoa; Arthropoda; Insecta; Hymenoptera; Halictidae
Biological process (GO): neuron differentiation; positive regulation of transcription by RNA polymerase II; brain development
Cellular component (GO): nucleus
Molecular function (GO): DNA-binding transcription activator activity, RNA polymerase II-specific; RNA polymerase II cis-regulatory region sequence-specific DNA binding
Source: RefSeq, a predicted model, not a curated record